AUGAGAUUGGAAUCCAAGUUCAGGUUCAAGACCAAGAAGAUGGCAGGCUACAACAGGAAGAGGCCAUAUGGAAUGCUGCUGCUGCUGGCACUCAGUACGGCAGUGCUCGGCGUUGUUCUGCUCCACAAGAUGAGGGAGAGGCGUGUCUUCAGCCUCCUCCUCCAAGACCGAGAUCAACAGUUGCUUGCUCUUGAGCUUCUCUUACAGAAAGAAAGAGAGAACAAAAUAGAAAUAAAAGAGAAAUUGGAGGUCUUCAAAGCCAAUGCAAUCUCUUUAAGAAGCGAAAAAGCUGAGCUUAAUAACAAGCUUAUAGAAACAGAAAGCACAAUUGCCAAUCUUAAAAGAACACACAGAGAUUUGGAAGCUGCCCUUGAGGAGAAACAGAACCAGAUAAAUGGACUAGCAGAAAAGGCAGCAGAAUCCGCUGCAUCAAAUCUUCAGAUAUCAAAUCUGACAGAACUUUUGAAAGAGAAAGAAGCCAAAAUUGAAGAAAUGAAGCAUCAUCUUUCAAGCCUACAGCCAUCCGAGAAUACUGCUGCAGAAACAAACAAUGUCGACAGGAAUGGCAAUAUUCUAGACUACGAGAAAAAGAAUGUGACUUCUGAAGAUGUGCAAUUGGAAGAACGUUCAACUACUGGAGGUGAGAGUACCAUGAUAGAGACAAAACAAGUUAACACUGGAAAUGAAACAGCUAGUGACCAAAACAAAGAUAUUCCUAAAGAAGGAACAUGGACAACACUCCAAACCAAUCUAGAGGAUGAAGGCUUAAAGAAAGAAACUGGAAGUAGCGUUGAUCCAAAUGCAGGAGUUUCAGGAGAUAACCAGCUGGAGAAGCUUGAAGUUUCUCAGGGGAGUGAAAAUUCUGCACAGAGCAAAGAAACAGAUCAAAGAAGCAAUGAGGAGGUUAAAGAACAGGCGUUGGAAUCUACAAAUGGGAAACAAAUUCGCAGUGCAGGUGAUGGAAAAACUGGUGAAAACUCCAAUGACAUAGAAGGUAAAGAACAACAUGUCCCUGAAAAUGGGGAUGCAGAAAAACUUCAAAAUCUACAAAAUGGAAAUGAACAGCAAUUAACUUCUGCAGGCCUGGAGGUGGCAGUAAAAAAUGAGGAUGCUAAAAUGAGGCAUAGACGUGGUCGAAGGAUGAAAACCAGGAGUCGAAGACGGCAGAGAGUCUCUAAAGAAAAAGAAUUGGAGAAGCAUGACAGCAUGCACUUUGAGAUAUCUCAAAUUGAUGAAAAUCAAGUAAGUAAGAAAGAAAGCACAGAUACUAGUAAAGAGGAAAUUUACAGAAAGAGCACAGAUUUUAGUGACAGUCAGCCGAACAUGCUUGAAAAUUUUCAAGUCACAGGAAAUUCAAGAGCAAGAGAUGGAAGGGAUGAUGGCGAUGCAUCAAGGAGUAAAGUUCAGAUGCUUCUUCCGCAACAUGAGAGCAUCGAAACGGUUACAAAUUCUCAUGGCAACGAGGUUUCAGAGACAAACUUGGAAAGCAAAGAAUUGUUGCAGGUUGAUGAUGGUAUAGGAUUGAGCUAUGAUACUGAUGAUAAAAGUGAAUUUGAUGAUAAAAAGCAGGAUUCAUUUUCCAACUCUGGGAAUAUAGAAAUGCCUGAUGAUUCACAAGAAAAAACACAAAAUCCAGAAGGUGGUGAAGGUUUGCAAGAUCAUGAAGAAGACAGUCUGGAUGAAACUGCACAGAAGGGAGAUGAACAGGAAUUGACAUCCACAGAUGGUGAACAGGAAAAGUCUGUUGACCCUCACGGAAAUGGAGAUGAGAACAAGAGUGAUGAUGAUGAAGGCAGAAUCAUUGCUGACUCAAUUGACAACAGUAAGAGUGAUGCUGAGGGACAAGAUGGAGUCGUUGAGCAAGCAAUGACUGUUAAUACCGUAUCAGACCCGGCACAAACCGAGGCUAACAGCAACACUGAUGACCAUCAAAGCAAGACUACUGAAAAGAAAACUGAAACAGCAGAUAGCUCUAAUACUGGUGAUGCAAAAGAUGAGGAAGAUAAAGGGAUCAAGGAGAACGCAGAAAAUAACAACAGCAACAAUAACGCUGAAUUCUGAAAUUAAGAGCUACGGGCUUGGCAAAAUAAUGUAUAGUCAUCGUGUGAUGGGAGAAUCAAGUUUCAUUUUU
Molecule: messenger RNA, 2131 nt
Organism: Elaeis guineensis (African oil palm)
Lineage: Eukaryota; Viridiplantae; Streptophyta; Magnoliopsida; Arecales; Arecaceae
Source: RefSeq, a predicted model, not a curated record